Molecule: messenger RNA, 2032 nt
Organism: Pungitius pungitius (ninespine stickleback)
Lineage: Eukaryota; Metazoa; Chordata; Actinopteri; Perciformes; Gasterosteidae
Gene: urp1
Product: urotensin-related peptide 1
Exons: 5
Coding region: 1388-1798 (136 amino acids)
Biological process (GO): regulation of blood pressure; blood vessel diameter maintenance
Cellular component (GO): extracellular region
Molecular function (GO): hormone activity
Source: RefSeq, a predicted model, not a curated record
UUAUAGAGUCUUAAACAUGACUGUGAAUCUGUGUAGUUGAAUGUUUUCCUACAACAAUGAAUCAUCUGCUUAGAUUUAUCUUUUGACCGUGUGGACAGAGUUCUAGCCAUAGGUUCAAAACCACUGGACUAAAGUGCUGAACUUCAUAUGAAGCCCCCAGAUGCAGAAUUUAAUUUGAAUAAUAUGUUAGUCACAGCAAGACAAAGACUUUUAUGUUGCUGAUUAUUGUCCUCAAAUGAAUGCACCACUUUCAACCUAAAAUUACUCUUCCUCACACAUCCAAAUAAAUCCUGCAUGUCCUUUUAACAUUGAUAAUAGGUUACUGCUUCUUUCCUUUUCCAGAUUGGACAUUUCUCUGUCUGAUUUAAAGUCACUGGCGGCGUCACCUAGUGCACAUCACUGCUUUGAUGUGCUUUUACCUCUUCCCACUGACAGCUCAGUUGCCAAAUGCAUCAAAUGUUGUUGUUUUCAACAUUGUGGAGACAACCUUAUAAAUCACCUGACAAAUUCUUCUGAGGAGCAUUAAUGACUUUUCAGUUUGACAAAAAGCUCCUCAGACCAUCUAGCACCAACAACAUCUUAACGUUUUGUGAUGGUAAAUGUCAAUGAUACAUGAUAAAUAAUUUUGUAUUUAACAUAUGAAAGAAGUCAAGCAGAACAAUUUCAAACAAAUGUGUAAACGCACUAUAUUAUUCCAAAUCCAACUUCACAAGAAAUCAAAUGAAAUUUGAAUCCAUUUAUGUGUAAUGUGCAAUUUAUGUAUUGCUGUGCCAAAUCUUUACCUCAUUGGCUAAAGGUGGCAUUGUGGUUCCACAAACACAAGCAAGUUUUAAUCUGUUCAACAUGUAGAAAUGAAAACUGUGCAGGUGUAAAAAAAAAAUCCGUAUGAUACUCCUGAGGCACAAGAACAAACUAUUUGUGCCUUUAACUCCAACGUGUUCUAUUUGCUUCCACAGUCCUCAUUUAAUGCUUUAGAAUUGUUAGCGAUUCAACACAAAAUGACCUACAAACCUGCAGGGACAUAUUUUCACCUGCUGUGUACUUCGGACAUGAGCAAUGACACUUUGGAGCGGCCCAUCACGCAGAGACGGUGUCGGACAUAAACCAUCAGAGCUUCUGCCGGACAGCCGCUGAUUACUGCAGCAGAGUAAACAUUUGUUUGGCCUCUCUGCACAAGCAAAGAUAGGCUCUGGCUCAAUUGACAGGGGGCCCUAAAUUGUGUCUAUGACGCCUGAUCCUUCGCGUCAAAACCAUUAAGAAGAGACUGGGUGUGAUGAUAGUGUAUUGAUCCGAUUGUGAUAGAUGGCCACUGAGGAUAUAUAAAGCAAAGUUCUUGGCCGGGGCAGAGUUUGGGAGCAGAAUCCGACCAUCGAGAGAUAGCGGCACCAUGAUUCCUGUAGCUCUGUUCUACCUCGUGGCUGUGAUUUGUUCUGGUAGACGGACACAUGCGCUUCCUUUGUACCCCGAUACCAGCUUGGAGCCGCAGGCAGAUUUCAUUCAGAAAUUAGUGUCAGAGGUGCAGGAUGGACCCAACACUGCCGCGGCGGAGCAGAGAGAGGUGAAUAAUCUGUAUCCCCUCCUGAUGAAGCACAAUAGAGGGAUGGAGCCCUGGAAUACAGGAGCUAAAGAGUCGGUGCAGGAGGAUAAGUUUGCACACAUGGUGGAGGACCUCAGAGAAGCCGUCUUGAAGAUGGAAGCAGCGGACAGGCUUCGCUCUCAAGGUUUUCUUCGGUCAGAACAGAACUUGCCGAAGGCAAACAAAAGAGCGUGUUUCUGGAAGUACUGCGUCACCAACUAGAGCCCAGCAGCGGAACGACGUCUGGUGGGAUUUUGGCACGUUGGGAAACUCUCCAUCAUCGUUUUACCAUCAAACGGCAUAUCCACCGUUGUACCAGAUCAACAAAUAUAUUUUUGAGGCUGAAAAUAAACUUGAGUAUCAGAAAAGACAUUUCUGUUUGCCUUUGGUUUUGAUCUUUGAAAAGGUAUUUACUAUUUAUGUAUUUGACCUAAGGAAUGGAGUAUUAUAUUACAA